This is a messenger RNA of Hemicordylus capensis (graceful crag lizard), 1944 nucleotides long. RefSeq names its product RNA pseudouridine synthase D4 (gene RPUSD4). Lineage: Eukaryota; Metazoa; Chordata; Lepidosauria; Squamata; Cordylidae. The coding region runs from base 149 to 1237 and encodes 362 amino acids. The transcript is spliced from 7 exons. Gene Ontology annotation, molecular function: RNA binding; pseudouridine synthase activity. The record is from RefSeq and is a predicted model, not a curated record. Gene Ontology annotation, biological process: pseudouridine synthesis.
CCCCGCCCCGUUGCAGGGGGUUGGUCGGAGCUCUCCUAACGCCCCGCCUUCUCCCCCUCUGAUUUGGCGCGCUGCUAGCCCGGGAGUGGAUGAGGGUGCUGAAGCCACGCCCUGUCCGGCUGUUGCGUGAACUCCCAGUCUAGGCAAGAUGGCGGCGCGGAGUAGCUUUGUGCGGUGCGGUUUGGACGUUGUGUUGAGGCCCGGAGGCUGGCGGCUCUUUUCUCACAGUCCUGCUGCCGCGGCUCCUGUCAGCGCCGAGCAACUGGCACAGAAAAUACGGACUCAGAAACUGGAGCAGAAAAAGACGCCUCUGCAGAAAGAAGCUCCUAAAAACCCAGUACUGAGGCGUGUGCAAGAACUUCAGCAGCUCACCAAGCAGUUGCAGCAGGUUCAUCCUAACGUGCUGGCCAAGGCACUUAAACGAGGAAUACUCUACCAGAAUAAAGAGAUAGUGGUGAUUAACAAACCUUAUGGUAUCCCUGUACAUGGUGGCCCCGGGGUUAAACUUUGCAUCACCGAUGUGUUGCCAAUACUGGCAAAGAUGUUGGAUGGCAUGAAAGCCGAACCUCUGCAUCUGUGCCACCGGCUUGACAAAGAGACCACAGGUGUCAUGGUGCUGGCACGGGACCAGGACACUGCCCAUCGGAUCCAGGAGCUCUUCAAACAGCGACAGGUGGAGAAGAGAUACUGGGCAAUCUGCGUUGGAUCACCAAAGCCCACAGAGGGGCUGGUGGACAUUCCUAUCGCAGAGAGAAAAGUGGAGAGCUCCCAGGUGCACGUCAAAAUGGCCCUCGCUCCAAACUACCGCAUGUCCGAAGCAGAUGGGAAGAUGAUCAGAGUGCGUCGGCAUAGAAAUGCCUACAUGGCAGUGACCCGGUACAAGGUCCUGAGCAGCUCCCGAUCUUGUUUCCUUGUUGAACUUAAUCCAAUCACAGGAGUAAAGCACCAGCUCAGAGUCCACCUGGCCUUCGGCUUAGGUUGUCCCAUCCUUGGGGAUCACAAAUACUCACACUGGGGCAAACUGGCACCACAGAAACUCCCUGAGGGUACACUGAGGAGGCUGGGCUUGGAACAGGUCAAAGCCCGCCACCUCCCUCUCCACCUCCAUGCCUGCCAACUCGUCUUUCCUAAGGGAAGUGGCAGCGGGGAGGAGAAAAUCGACUUGGUCUGCAAGCCCCCCCGCUUCUUCACUCGUUCCCUAAAGCGACUGAAGCUGGAGUUUCCAGAACAGGAGUGAAGUGAGCAAUGAUCCCCAAGACCUGAACUGAUCCUCUUGGUGAAACUCCUGCCGUUGACUUCCUAGCUAUGGCAGGGCUCCACGGACUGCAAGAACACUUUGGACCCCGGUGUGAUUUGGUUCAAGAAAUCUGCUUCUCCCAGAAGCUUGCAGCUGUCCCGAGAAUCUUUGUGCCCAGUGCUGAGAUUCUUGGUUCACCUGCCGAAAGAGUUGGAGAUGAGACUCUCCAGGUUUUCAUUCUGGAUUGUCACCAGGACUGGAUUGUACAAAGAUUCAGUCGGCUGUGUGACAUGCACCUGUUGUUGAAACAGCAGCUAGAAAUUACACGGUUGGGAGCCAGGAGGCACCUGAAGUCCAGCCCACCCCAAAUAGCUGCUCUGGAAUGAGAUAUUUCCUCUUGCCCUCUGCUGAGUAGACUGAACCUCACUGGAGCUAGGGCUCUUUGAAGAGAUGCAGUGGGGUGUUGCACGCAGCUGGGGUCGUGAGUGGCAGAGUGAGCUGUGAAUCGGGAAGUCCCCAGGUUGAACUUCGUCUCUGCCAUGAACUUACUAGUCAUGGCCAGUCUCUCUCUCUCUGUGGGCCAUACCACACCUCUCCUGCAUAUGGGGAUAAGGGUGCCAACCCACUUUUCAGGACUCUUCUUUGUAAAAUGUGUUGAACAUUCUAAGGCUGCUAUAUAAAGUAUACAUUAUUUUUUUAAAAAAUAA